AUGCACGGUGAAAAGGCUAGCUCUGCUUUAGGGCGCCAGUGGAUGAUCUUUUCAAAGGAUCUGAAUCCCCAAGAGAUCCGGAUGAAACUCCUUCAGGACAGUUGGAACACCUUCAAGGUGCUAGAAUUUGGUGAUUGGGUUGAUCGUGCUUUAGGAAACUAUUCUACAGCCGUGGCCAUCUUGGAAGCACAUCACGAGCACCUCGCCUUUUCGCUCUUUGAUUUUUUAUGCUGCUUUCCCCUCGAGGCUGGGAAAUACUGGUCUUUAUUAGAAAAUCUGAACUCCGAAGGCUUCGUGUACCAAGCCGUGCUACAUGCCCUUGAGGCUUUCAAGUCUGGUAGCCCUUACAGCGACAUUCAGCUCAAUACAUAUUUCAUUACGAAACCCAUACAAGCGCUGCUAUCUCAACCAGACGCGCACAUACUCAGCAAGCUAAAAGCUCUAGAGGCUCGCUACAUGCGCUACAAAACGGGUCCUGGUAUGAUAGAAGGUCGGUAUUUCGAUACUGGGACAGCUCUUCUGAACUUACUCAUAAGCUACACCCCAAAGUCUAUGGCAAUUAAAUUGAGCCGAAACGCUCUAAAGUUAUUUCGGACUCUGAGCCUUGAGGGCAUACUUACUCAGGAUCCUAACCUGAGGCUCCUUGGAAAUCAGUGGAAUCAGGUGUGCCUCGAUGCGAAAGACCUAGCCGUCGCAGAUAUUCAGCAAGGGAAGAUGAGGGCGGUCGCACAGGUAUUUCUUCGUCUGACAUCCAUUUUCUACCCUUCUGUGACUAAUGAACAGUAG
Penicillium canariense is the source of this 786-nucleotide messenger RNA. RefSeq lists its product as uncharacterized. The transcript has 2 exons. Lineage: Eukaryota; Fungi; Ascomycota; Eurotiomycetes; Eurotiales; Aspergillaceae. Bases 1 to 786 code for a protein of 261 amino acids. The record is from RefSeq and is a predicted model, not a curated record.